Molecule: messenger RNA, 1728 nt
Organism: Linum tenue
Lineage: Eukaryota; Viridiplantae; Streptophyta; Magnoliopsida; Malpighiales; Linaceae
Source: the annotation of a GenBank genome assembly
CUCGCAGAAAAAAAAAACAUAAUCCAACAAAAACCCACCAUUCAGGGAUUCGGAAUUCGUGAUUCUCUUUGCAAAACCGCAGCAGCAGGAGCAGCUACUUUUCUGAGUUCCAAAUGGCUGGUUCGUUUACUCCGACGGCUGGUUCCUACAAGCCCAAGAACAUCCUCAUAACCGGAGCAGCCGGCUUCAUUGCAUCCCACGUCUGCAACCGCCUCAUCCGCACCUACCCGGACUACAAGAUCGUCGUCCUCGACAAGCUCGACUACUGCUCCAACAUCAACAACCUCAACCCCUCGCGCCACUCCUCGUCCCUAGGCAACUUCAAGUUCAUCAAGGGAGACAUCGGCAGCGCGGACCUCGUCAACUUCAUCCUCCUCACCGAGUCCAUCGACACCAUCAUGCACUUUGCGGCCCAGACCCACGUCGACAACUCCUUCGGCAACAGCUUCGAGUUCACCAAGAACAACAUCUACGGCACCCACGUCCUCCUGGAGGCCUGCAAGCUCAUGAAGGAUCAAGUCAAGAGAUUCAUCCACGUCAGCACCGACGAGGUCUACGGGGAGACCGACGAGGACGCCGUCGUGGGGAACCACGAGGCCUCCCAGCUGCUCCCCACAAACCCUUACUCUGCCACCAAAGCCGGGGCAGAGAUGCUGGUCAUGGCGUACGGCAGGUCCUAUGGCCUGCCCGUUAUCACUACAAGAGGUAACAAUGUCUAUGGUCCCAAUCAGUUCCCCGAGAAGCUGAUCCCAAAAUUCAUCCUCCUGGCUAUGAUGGGGAAGCCCCUCCCCAUCCACGGGGACGGAUCCAACGUCAGGAGCUACCUGUACUGCGAGGAUGUCGCCGAGGCUUUCGAGGUUGUGCUCCACAUGGGUGAAGUUGGGCAUGUGUACAACAUUGGGACGAAGAAGGAGAGGAGGGUGAUCGAUGUGGCUAGUGACAUUUGCAAUCUGUUUGGGCUGAAUCCUGAGGAACAGAUCAAAUUUGUGGAGAACAGGCCGUUUAACGACCAGCGGUACUACUUGGAUGAUCAGAAGCUCAAGAACUUGGGGUGGUGCGAGAGGACGAAUUGGGAGGAAGGGCUCAGGAAGACGAUGGAGUGGUACAGGGCGAACCCCGAUUUCUGGGGCGAUGUGUCUGGAGCCCUGCUCCCGCACCCAAGGAUGCUCAUGUUCCCUGGAAUGGAGAAGAGUUAUGAUCCACGAACCAUGAGCACGGAUGACGGUACUUCUGCUACUGAUCAGCAAACUGAAAUUGUGGUUCCAGCUCCUCCUCCUGCUUCCGCGAACAACGGGUCGUUGCUCAAGCUGAAGAAGGAGACUCUGCUCGAGUUUGCCUUCGAGCCCAAGAAAAAGGCUUAUUGAUUUGGUGGUGGAUUGGAUCUCUUCUUUGUGUUCUCUUCUCUCAUAUGGGUUUUCAAGUUUGAUUUCUUCUUGUUGUUUCAACUUUUCUUCUUGUUCUUUCUUUCUGUGUCGUCCAACAUUCAUUUCAUCGAGAGGCUUCUUCAUCAGGUUUUGCAGCAAAAAUGGAGUGUGUAUUUCCCUCACCACCACCUUCCAAGACAAGCAGUCAAUACGUGAUUUGUAUCUCAAAUUUUAUACAACACUUGUGAUGAAUAAAGUUCGUUACUUUCCAUGCGUUGCAGAAAAACAAAUGGUCGAGAAUUUACCAGUGUUCACUGUUCAUGGUUUAUUAUCCUGUUAUCUGAUUUUCAAACAAAAAAAAAAA